This is a messenger RNA of Daphnia carinata, 2339 nucleotides long. Its product is annotated as E3 ubiquitin-protein ligase Rnf220-like. NCBI's taxonomy places the organism in Eukaryota, Metazoa, Arthropoda, Branchiopoda, Diplostraca, Daphniidae. Gene Ontology annotation, molecular function: metal ion binding; ubiquitin protein ligase activity. Bases 1 to 1962 code for a protein of 653 amino acids. Gene Ontology annotation, biological process: protein ubiquitination. The record is from RefSeq and is a predicted model, not a curated record. The transcript is spliced from 9 exons.
AUGGAAAAUAGCGCUUACGGUCCGUCUCCGAUACCGACUCAGCAUCCGGCGGCGGCACUGGUGGCCUUUUCGCAGGCCAGUAGUCUGAGCGAGGCCCUAAGGUUGUCGCGACCCUUUCCCCAGAAUUCAGAUGGCAAGGAUUUAAAUAAUCCAUUUUCAACUGUGAAUCUGGGUGGAUUACGUCCGUCGGAGGUGGGUGCCGCCGCCGCCGCUGCAGCAGCCGCCGCCGCAGCCGCCGCCCAUCAUCACGGGCUGACGUGGCCGUUUCUGCACUUGCAGAAUCCGUUUUUCCAUCACGUUCCGUCGCUCGAUCCGAGAUUGCCGUUCGGCACGGGCGCCUUCCGGCCACUGACGCCGGGCGAAGAGCUUCAGAAUUUGAAGUCUUCGUCAUCGUCGUCCUCGUCCUCGUCGUUUCAUCCUGGAGGAGGAGGCGGCAGCAGCGCAGCGGCCGCUUUUGCUGCCGCCGGCUUGACGUCUCCGCACCAUCAGCCACAACAGAAAGGCCAUCACCAUUCCGGAAGUGGCACUGGUGGCAACGGUGGCGGCAAGAUUGAGAGUUUGCCGUUUAACUUGAGCCGCUACAAUCCGCUGUUCAAUUCCAUCUCCAUGGAGACGUCGAUGGCGGCCGGUCGGCUCGUCUUCAACAACGGUCAGAGGGUCAUUCAAGGUCAGCCGGAAUCGCCCUCUAAUCAUCAUCAUCAUCACAACAAUAGUGGAGCGGCGGCAGCUGCUGCCGCCGCGUCGGCCAUGUCUCCGACCAUGGCGUCGGCCGGUUGUGCCGAUUCAUCGUCUCAUCCGUCAUCGGCCGCUUCGUCUUCCAGCGCCCAUAACAACAACAAUGAUGGCCGCGAGACUGCUGGGACGCCCCUCUCUGACGCAGCUACAGAACGUUCCACUCCCGAUGACAUCCGCACAUCACGACGCCGGAAGAAGUCUCCGCUGGAUCCGUCGUGCUGUCCAGUUUGCGGCAUCACGCUGCGAUCGUCCGAUUUGGAAGUCCACUUCGUUCAGGAAUUGGAACGUCUUGAACGCGUUUCACGCACAUUUCGUUCAUCGUCGCAUCAUCACCACGCAUCCGGCGCCAGUGGGAGCAGCGUCAGCCCGUCCGGCAUGUCUGCGCCAGCCGCCACGUCCCAAGUUCAAAAACGUGAACAGGAUACUCGCUGGGAGACGUUUCAUCGCAUUCGAAUUAACCGAACGAAUCGAGUCAGAGCCAAAGCCCGUAAGCGUAGAGCCGAUGAACGUGAAGAUACUCCCGAAAACGGUCAUCACCAUCUGCAACACGGCGCCAGUGGAAUAGCCGGAUGUUCCAGCACUCCGUGUCCCAUUUGCGGGCAGAGAAUGUACGGAUCAGCUGAAGAACUCAAUCAGCACGUGGUCCAAUGUCUGAGACGGAAUGGAGAAGAAGCCGAUGACGAUGAGCCGUUGGAUGUCGAAGGCGACAGCUAUGAAGAGUAUGAAUGGGCCGGACAGCGACGCGUCAGGGCCAGUACUCUGCUAGAAGGAGGCUUUGGAGGUGUCGGUAUGCACAUUUCGAAAGCCGGCGACGAGGAAACGGAAGAUGUGGUGGUCGACGGUGACGAUACGGCCGCCUUCGGUCAGCCACAGUUCAAUGAGAACGACAUCCAAUCAGCCGCAGCUGAGCAUUCCUCCCAAGAAGAAGGUUUAGUCAAAUGCGAGCGGGAUGCACAGAUGACCACGUACAAGGAGACUGAUUCGAAAGAUCACAUUAUCAACGCUUUGAAGAAUCGCGUUUGUGAUUUGGAAGAGAUGAACAAAGAGGCCAAACAGAAGAAUCGUUGCCUCAUUUGUUUGGGCGAUUAUCGGCAGCCAGUAGUGUCGACAUCGUGCUGGCAUGUUCAUUGCGAAGAGUGUUGGCUUCAAGCAUUGGGUAACAAGAAGCUGUGCCCCCAAUGCAACUUGAUUACCUCGCCGACUCACCUCAGACGAAUUUACAUGUGAAUUAUCCCCCUCCCCUUUUUUUGUGAUGUCAUCGUAAUGUUUUUGGUUUCUCAAAGUCACUGAAUUUCUGAAUUCAACGUUAACUCUUCUGAUUUUUUCUUUCUUUUCACGAUAAACGUUUUUUUUUUUUUUUCUCCAUUCAAUAAAAUUACAGUCCCUGAUUUUUUCUCUUCUGUAUGGUUACGUUCCCCUCCAACCGUUUCUCGGUGUUGUUUAGCGCGUCCUCUAUGUUGUAAAUAUAGCAGGCUUCUUGCAUCUUGCAAUGCUUUUCCCAAUUGUUUUCUGUCCCCAAUUCAUUUCAGUGCCAGGUAGAACAUGUUUUAGUCUACCUUUCAGUUGGUUGGUUUAUUGUAUACACAAAGCAUCAUCUACAGUUA